This is a messenger RNA of Bombina bombina (fire-bellied toad), 2352 nucleotides long. Its product is annotated as caM kinase-like vesicle-associated protein. Bases 1 to 2352 code for a protein of 783 amino acids. The transcript has 12 exons. Gene Ontology annotation, cellular component: intracellular anatomical structure. The record is from RefSeq and is a predicted model, not a curated record. Gene Ontology annotation, molecular function: ATP binding; calmodulin binding; calcium/calmodulin-dependent protein kinase activity. Gene Ontology annotation, biological process: peptidyl-serine phosphorylation. NCBI's taxonomy places the organism in Eukaryota, Metazoa, Chordata, Amphibia, Anura, Bombinatoridae.
AUGGGGCGUAAAGAUGAGGAAGACGGAUGUGCCUGGAAAAAACAAACUAACAACAUUCGAGAUACUUUUGUGUUUAUGGAAGUCUUGGGAUCAGGAGCUUUCUCUGAGGUUUUCCUGGUAAAACAGCGGUCCACGGGGCACCAUUUUGCACUGAAGUGCAUCAAGAAGGCGCACAACUCCAGAGACAAGAGCCUGGAAAACGAAAUAGCUGUGCUGAAAAAGAUCAAACAUGAUAACAUUGUGACGCUUGAGGAUAUCUAUGAGAGUACUUCCCAUUUCUACCUUGUCAUGCAGCUGGUGUCGGGAGGAGAAUUGUUUGACCGUAUCUUAGAGCGUGGAGUUUAUACAGAGAAAGAUGCCAGUAAUGUGAUUCAUCAAGUCCUAUCUGCUGUGAAAUAUCUCCAUGACAACGGAAUAGUUCAUCGAGACUUGAAGCCAGAAAACCUGUUGUAUCUCACCCCUGAUGAAAACUCAAAGAUCAUGAUAACAGAUUUUGGCCUUUCCAAGAUGGAAGAGAGUGGAAUCAUGUCUACCGCUUGUGGUACUCCUGGAUAUGUGGCCCCAGAGGUCCUUGCACAAAAGCCAUACUGCAAAGCAGUGGAUUGCUGGUCUAUUGGAGUAAUAACCUAUAUUCUACUGUGUGGAUACCCUCCCUUUUAUGAGGAAACUGAAUCCAAACUUUUUGAGAAAAUAAGAGAAGGGAGCUAUGAAUUUGAGUCACCAUUCUGGGAUGACAUUUCAAAAUCAGCAAAAGACUUCAUUAGCUGCAUGCUAGAAAAAGAUCCAAAAAUGAGAUACAACUGUGAAAAAGCCCUAAAACAUCCAUGGAUUGCUGGCAACACAGCUCUUCACAGAGAUAUUUAUCGUUCAGUGAGCAUCCAAAUCAAGAAAAAUUUUGCCAAAAGCAAAUGGAAGCAAGCCUUUAAUGCAGCAACUGUGGUUUAUCACAUGAAGAAACUGCACAUGAACAGCCAAACUAGCACCAACUCAGCCACAGAGAUAAAGAAUGAGGUUCCUACUAUCAAUGUAUCUGUUUCUACAAGACCCAACAGUCCCCAUUCCAGCACAGCAGAGACAAACAGCCAUGAAAUGAGCAAACUUCACCCUUUCAUUUCCACUGGAAUCCCUUUAAGCAGCUCAGGGGCAGUGAUAUCUUCUGAAAGUGCAGUUAUUGGGCAGAAAGUCGAAAUUAAAAAUGCAGAGUUGAAGGAACCUUGUAGCAUCAACAAGAAAGACUCCUCAUCCUUGAAUGUGGUUCAAGCUCAGGCUGAACAAGCUAACACUGUCCAAAAGAAUUCAACUCGACAGAAACAAGCUGAAAUGCAGACUGCUUCACUCCGUUUAAGUCAAGAAGUCAAGAAUCUCAACACGACUUCUAAAAAAACUGCUUCCAAAAACAUUACUCAAAACAGUGCUACACAAACUAGCCCAGUGCACAACACCCCCACUGAACAUAACCAGUUGUUUAAUGAUACAACCUCUAUCACAAAAGACGGACAUUCACAAACAAAGACUGCUUCUAAGACACAGAGCAGUCAAGCAUCCAAGACAGCCAGUGGGAAUUCUCAAACCAAAGUAGUAGAUACAAACUCAAAGGAGGUUGGGCAGAUUAAAGGAAAACACAAGAACAUUUCUCAGUCUCUUGAUCUUCCCAUGCCACCAAAUGAAAAUAAUGAAGUGAGGAGGAAUUCAUGCCAUAAAUCACCAUCAACAAAUACUUCGAAGAAAUCAGCCGUACCAAUUAGCACUACUGUUAACACCACACAAAAGCCCUCACCUCAGACAAACCUAGCUCCUAUGUCCCAAAGGACAUCAGUACAGGAAACCAAUUUGUCUCCAAAGACAUCAUCUAAGAAGGUUAAUGUCCAAGUAACGGUUCAAGAAAACUCAGGCAAAAAGAAUACAACCCCAAAGAAGAACACGAUGGACUAUGAUAUUUUGUGUAUGGAUAUCUCCCCGUCCAGGUCUUUGGAUUUAACUAAUUGUGUCAUUAAGACUGAUAAAAUUCCAGUUCCUACAAACCUGUAUGUUUCAAAUGGGAUUUCUGGUGAGACAUACGAGAAGGGCAAACCCAUAUCUUGUUCUGAACCUGGCAUGCCAAAGAAAGUACACAAAAAGCAGCCUUUUAGUGCUGUUACCCCUUCGGCUAAAGGAACAAACUACACACAUUGUGGCAGUGGACAAACAGGGGGAAUUACAGAAAGAGUUUCUUCAGCUGUGACAUUAAUACCAAGCCAGAAAAUGAACCCAGUGGAUUUAGUUACACAUGUGCAAUCACUAACAGACAAAGUUGAAAACAUGUCUUUGGCACUUACUAAUUUACAACAGGAAAAUACUGCAUUAAAAGCUUAA